CCUCUCUUUCAGAUACACUGAAGAAAAAAACCCAACAAACCACUCUUCAUGAGGCCACCUCGACACACACAAAAAAUGACCAGACUUGGGGAGUGGGUUCCCCCAGGGCGACCGUUCCCAGCACGGCUUUCGACGCCCCCUCUUCCCAGCCAGUCUCUCAUUGUUGCGGUGGCUCAGUUCACAUUUCUUUAGGGAAAAGGCCGCUGCGCUGAAUGGCACACAUCGUACAGUCAGCAAAUGUACUGAGUACGGGGUGUGGGGGGGUGUCGCUAUGUUUUCUUUUUGUGUUUUGUUGGUUUUUAUCAUAAGGGAGAAAAGACCAAUAAAAUGAUGAGAAAAAUGUUUCAGCUGUCCCUGGGGGCUGGGGUCCUGUCGCCUCCCUUCAGUGACAAGGCCUGGAGAUGACCCUGCACUUGCUCUGUCCCCUAGGAGCCUGGGGGAAGCCUGGUGGCCUUCUCGUGGGAGGAGGGCUCUCAGCCUCAGGACCCACACAGACGGCAGGACCCCGGGCUGAGCCCCAGACGAGCAGCCCUAAAUCCAGUCCCUGCAUUCUCCUGGGGACCCCAACACUGCCAGGUCCACGAGAGCCACCGUCCUCACAGGGAGAGUGGUGGCCUCUCCGGGACCCCACCAGGGCCAGUGCGGCCUGGUGAAGCCUCCUAACCUGCUCCGGGAGGCUGGGCCCAGGAGAGGUUGCCCGGGCGACCAGCUGAGGCUCCUCCCAGGGUGACUGUGGGUGGCCACGGUGCCAGGCAACCAGGUGGCGGCGUCCCUUGAGCCAGGAUCAAGCAGCUGUGCCCGGCCCUGGGGGACUUCUCCCAGGCUCGCCGGAUCCCUGGGGCCCUGUCUCUACUCCCCACGACAGCUCCGCCUCCAGCCACAAUGAGCACUGUCCUCUCCAGCCCCACCAGGCACCACCCCUUCUGCGGAAUCGUCCCCGACCCCACUGCUGGCAGCCUGAUCCUACUUGUUUCCAAGCCUGUCUCCUCUGGGGGUCGCAGACCCAGGGUGCCUCUGAACCCGCUGGGACAGCCAGGUGAGGGUGAUGGAGGACACGGUGACCCAGGCCGAGAAGCACUUCGGCCAGCUCUGCUCGCUGCUGGCCGCCUACACCCGCAAGACGGCCCGGCUGCGGGACAAGGCCGACCAGCUGGUCAGACAGCUCGUCGACUUUGCCAACACGGAGCACCCGGAGAUGCGGGCCACGCUGCGGAGCCUCGCCGAGGACCUGGCCAGAGUGCAGGACUACCGGCAGGCCGAGGUUGAAAGGCUGGAGAGGAAGGUUAUUGACCCUCUGAAGCUCUAUGGGGCGCAGAUAAAGCAGACCCGGGCGGAGAUCAAGAAAUGCAAACGCGUCCGGAACAACGAGAUCAAACAGCUGGAGAGACUGGAGAAGCUGAGGCAGAAGUCCCCUUCCGACAGACCGACCCUCUCCCAGGCGGAGACCAGCGUGCAGAGGGCCUCGGUGGAUGCCAACCGCACCACCCACCAGCUGGAGGAGACAAUUGAUACCUUCCAGAAGCAGAAGCUGAAGGACCUACAGAAAAUUUUUUCGGACUUUGUGACCAUCGAGAUGGUGUUCCACGCCAAAGCCGUGGAGGUGUAUUCCAGCACCUUCCAGACCCUGGAGCGCUACGACCUGGAGAGAGACCUGGAGGUGGGUCCCCCCGUCUUCCCUCUGGGGGUGCAGGGCUCCACUGGAGGCUGCUUCCGCCUCGAGAGAAGCAGCGUUGGGUGGCAACAUCUUGCCAUUUCUCCGCUCCUGGAGGCUCACGGUGAUGCUUGGUUCCCAACGCAUGUCCCGGGCGCCAGGCAGGUGGGGAACUUGGCUCUGGAACAGCAAGCGCGCCUCGCCCACCGGGGGGUCAAGGGCAACAGCAAAAGCACCUCCAGGCUGAUGCUUCGCUGUCCUUGGGGCGGAGGCGAAGUGCUCCUGGCCCUCACCUGAGGUGAUUAAGGUCUAGAAUUAGCU
Messenger RNA from Sus scrofa (pig), 1972 nucleotides. The record is from RefSeq and is a predicted model, not a curated record. NCBI's taxonomy places the organism in Eukaryota, Metazoa, Chordata, Mammalia, Artiodactyla, Suidae.